Messenger RNA from Candidula unifasciata, 159 nucleotides. NCBI's taxonomy places the organism in Eukaryota, Metazoa, Mollusca, Gastropoda, Stylommatophora, Geomitridae. The record is from the annotation of a GenBank genome assembly.
GUCAACUACAACGGCUUCGUGACGUUUGGAGUGACCAGUUUCAGCGCCCUAUCCCCAACUCCAUCUCACUGGCCUUCUAGUCCUAAGUACUUGGGCGUGUACUGGACGGACUGUUUGCUGGACCUCAAGAACAUGAUCCCGUCUAUUUACAUCUACCAC